This is a messenger RNA of Pieris napi, 1596 nucleotides long. RefSeq lists its product as uncharacterized. The coding region runs from base 156 to 1142 and encodes 328 amino acids. NCBI's taxonomy places the organism in Eukaryota, Metazoa, Arthropoda, Insecta, Lepidoptera, Pieridae. The record is from RefSeq and is a predicted model, not a curated record. The transcript has 7 exons.
UAUCCACGAAACGGACGGUCGCGUCUGCGUACGCGCACGUUUUAUUAGAAAGUGUAUAAAAACUGUGUUCUAGUGUUUUAGGAAAAUGUGGUUUUGUGUUAUUAAUCAAUUGGAUUGCGUUUGUUAAUUCUUAACGCUGCCAUGGGCACGAUGCGAUGAGCCACUUGCUGGUGGCGCUCGCGUUGUUGACGGCGGAGGCGGCCCAUGCGCAACUGCGGCCGGCCGAUGCGCCGCCGCCUCUAAACGACACACGAUGCGGUUCCGAAUGCGUGAGAUGUUCAGCUGACGGAUGCAUUAAAUGUGCGCGCCUUCUCAUAUGGCCAGGAGGCUCGUGCGCCCACGAGUGUCCACCAGGGACUCGGGAAUCUUGGGCACACGAUGACCAGCUCAUGGGCAGAGUCUGCUACCCAGGACAUGUGUAUCACGAAAUAUUAAUUGGCGGCGCGUGUGGAGUAGCUGCCUGUAUAAUUUUGGUAGCUGUGGGGGCUGCCUACGCACGUUGCAAGAAAAGGCCGCACGCACACCCUCUACCGCAACCAAAUCACGAUGAUGACGCGCAACUAAGAGAAUUUCACAAACAGCUGGACUGUUUACGACCUCACGCAUACACUCUACUAGCUAUACUCAACCACACGAGACACCAGGUGCGAGAGCUCUACCAGCUCGGGAAUAAUGAUGCUGCAAUGGCUUAUAGCUGUGUCUUGAGUGAUCUGGCAAAGCUACUAAUACUGCUGAACAAACAGCAUAUACCUGUGGUGCCUGAAGAAUGGUCUCGACUCGCGAGCUGGGCUGAUCGAAUACUCAAACGCUACAGUCGUCUCGGUAUUAAUCAGUCAUGUCAACAAACAGAACUCGUGAACUUGUCGUCCCCACCGAGCCAGCGGUCAGAUGACACCACUCAAUCAUUCUCCACCUUCAAACCCCCCUCAUACUCUCCUACAUCCUAUGAUAGUCAUAUUUUAGAUAAGGAAAGCCCGUGGAGUGGAAGACCACCAAGCUACUCUCAAAUAGAAUCAGAGUCCAUAGUACUCACAGAUCCCUGGGAGAGACGACCAAUUGUAAGAAGAGAAAGUGUUUGGCUAGAAGACGAGUUAUUUGAGAUGACCAGGCGACCCCAAGACGAACUUACCACAGAGUUGUAGUUAUAGUCUAGAUUAAGAUACAUUUGUUAAUAUAUUUAAGAUUUUAUGUUAUCGGAAACUUAUAUUUAUAAGAUAAUAAAUAUGAAUCUAGAAUGGAACGAUAAAAAAAUAGAGGAAUUUAAUAAAAUUUCAUGAUGGAAAGAUUACAAUAUACAAUGCAAAUUAUCUAUGUAUAAAUUAACACUCUAAAGUAUAUGAAAAGUACAAAGAUAAAUUAUUACUGCUAAAACACUAAAGUUGGAACUAUCAACUAGUCACAGUAAAAUGAGAAAAACUAUGAAAUCAAAAUUCUAAAGUGACAAUAAUUCUUUUAUUACGUUUGGUUUCCUACAUACAUAUGACGUAUGUAGUUUAAUAUUUUAUUCAUUAUGAACCAAUUUGUACCUGUUUAUUAAUAUAAUUGUAAUUUGGUAUAUGCAAUGAAGUAUUAAUUAUAAUUAGUAACAUCAAGAAA